Botrytis byssoidea is the source of this 3411-nucleotide messenger RNA. RefSeq lists its product as uncharacterized. Lineage: Eukaryota; Fungi; Ascomycota; Leotiomycetes; Helotiales; Sclerotiniaceae. The coding region runs from base 1 to 3411 and encodes 1136 amino acids. The transcript has 4 exons. The record is from RefSeq and is a predicted model, not a curated record. Gene Ontology annotation, molecular function: protein binding.
AUGUUGCCUGUCCGUUUCCUGUCCUCCUCGGACAAAUUUGUUGAUCAAUCACUCAGAAUGCGCUCAUUGUUAAAAAAGCACUUGCACAGAAACAAAUCGAGCAGGGGCGAUUCGGGUGAUACCUUGUCAUCAGCUACGUCGUCGUUGACUAAGUUAUCAGUUCAGUCCUCUACUAAGAACGAAAAUUCACGAAAGUCAUCAAUUACAUCGUCGUCAACUGCACUGCCUGUACCAUUACAGAUCGAUGCAGAGUGUGUGCAGAAGGAUGGAUCUCCAAAGCACUUCUGGCAUGAUGCAGUUCAAAUGCUGCAAGAGGACCCGAGCCAUCGGGAACUUCUGGAUACGUACCAAAAAAUCUUACAAGCAGAAUCAGGAGCGACCCUGCCUAGCGAUAGCGCAGCACCAGAUUACUUGUUGAAAACAAUCGACCGCAGUCUUAAGCUUCUCGAUGAAAAGCGUUCGAAAAUCAGAAUGGGAAGUGCUACCGUGGAAGUAAGGGAUGCUCUCAACAAAGUCGCCAAAGCUGCACAGUAUGCCCAGUCUUUUGUUGGCUCUUUGGUGUCGGGAGAGCCUCAUGCGGCGAUGGCCUGGGCUGGCCUGAGCUUGUUCUUGCCCCUUUUGAUAAAUGCAGCUGAGCAACCAAAAGCUCUGACUAAGGGCGUUGAGUAUGUUUCCGAAUUACUUUGUCGAUUCUCCGUCACCGAGCGGUUGUAUCAAGAGCAAAUCAGAGAUACCUCAGCUUUUGUCAUCACAGAUACUAAAAAGCUUCGGUCAAACUUUGAGAAAAGUCUUACGGAGCUUUACGCGCAGGUGCUACUGUAUCAAUGUCGCGCAAUAAGUCAGCUGCAUUCCUCGAAAGUGAUGGGUAUUGCGAAAGAUAUGUUCAAAUCAGAAAAUUGGGAUGAUUUAUCCAGCGAGCUCAAAGAAUAUGAGACGAAGUGCAAUAGAUACAAAGGUGUCUUGGAUGCGAAGAAAAUGGAGAGAGAGUUUCGUAACUUUGAGAAAUAUACGAAAGGUCGAAAUGAGAUCGAUAUUUCAUGGCAACACCAAACAAAAGAGACUCUCGAAAAUCUCAAGCAUGAUCAGGAUUUACGGGCCGAACAACGUCAAGUAGAACUAGAGAAUGACUGCAUCCGGAAAUUUUAUGUGUCGGCUUAUGAGAAACAGAUGAACCGAAAUCCAGAUACUGUCAAGGGUACUUGUCGUUGGCUACUUGACAACUCAAAUUGGAAAAACUGGAAAAAUUCCGAGUUAUCUUCUUUACUUUGGGUUUCUGCUGGCCCCGGUUGCGGAAAAUCAGUGGUAUCGAAGAUGCUAAUCAAAGCGCUAUCAAAGACUUCCUUGCCGGGAAAACCUCGAACCAUCUGCUAUUUCUUCUUCAAAGAAGGUGAUACUUUGCAAAGAACGGCAGAAAACGCUUUAUGUGCUAUACUGCACCAAAUUCUGAGUACCCCAGGAAAUUCAGGGCUCGUACGGCAUGCGAUUCCACCCUGCAACAAGAGCGGGGUUGAUAUCCGUGAAUCAUUUGCUCAAAUGUGGGAGAUUCUGAUGGAUAUUGUGCAGGACGAAGCAGCCGGCGAAAUCAUCUGUAUCCUUGACGCACUCGAUGAGUGCGAAGAGAAAGAGGGUAGCGGCCGCUACAUGCUCAUUGAGAAAUUUCAAAAGUUCCAUAAUGACUACAUAGAGACGACGAAUUCUAGAAACACAUGUUUUAAGAUUCUUGUCACUAGCAGGCCUUAUGUUGGCAUUAAAAGAAAAUUCAAGAGCUUGACAAAGAGAGAUUCUACAAUUAGAUUAUCGGGGGAUGAGGAAUCGGCAAAGAUCAUCGAGGAAAUUGAUCUUGUAAUCGAGGAGAAGGUAAACAUGCUGAAAGUUCAGUUGGAAUUGGACGAUGAAACAACCUCUGCGUUGAAAAAAAAGCUACGGAGCAUGAAACACCGAACGUAUCUCUGGCUGAGGUUGAUUUUCGAAUUUCUCGAGCAGCAACUCAAAACAACUAAGAAUUAUUUGCUUGAUGUUAUUGGAAAACUUCCGGGGACUGUCGAUGAUGCAUAUGAAGCUAUUUUAAACCGAAUUCCGAAGAAUGAGUUCGAAAGAGCCAGGAGGCUUUUGAGCAUCGUUGUUGUGGCAGAAAGGCCACUGCUUGUACAGGAAAUGAAUGUUGCUCUUGCUAUCGAUGAGAACCUAACUCAAGAUUCCCAGGUUUCAGCACUCAAUCUUGAUCUAGAACCGGAGGCGAUUUUUCGAGCAGCUUUGGGCAAUAUUUGUGGACUUUUUGUCACUGUUGACGAUUCCAGUGUAUAUUUGAUUCACCCGACAGCUCGUUCAUUUUUGUUGUCUAAUGGAAAGACACAAACAAACACAAUCGAGGGUCCUACUUUUAGAUGGAAGGAGUCUGUAUAUCCAGCUGAGGCUCACCUGCUAUUGAGCAAUAUCUGUAUCAAUUAUCUUCUUUUCUAUGGUCUUGAACGAGACAUAUCUGUCAUUCGCGAGGAAUGGUUGAAAUUUGAUGAAAGUUAUUGGGAAGAGCCGACGCCGGAACGUUAUUCUCCCAUUCCGGAACAUUCAUUGGUUAUCUAUGCCUCCAACAACUGGUACAAGCAUCUACUACACACGAAUUUGGAACAGGAAAUCGCCGCACGCUUAGGUCUUGAAUUUGUAGCCCGGCGUGCUUUGCAAAGCCCAACCCUUUCUUACCGAUAUACAAGGGCAUUAUUCUACGCUAUCAAAAGGAGAGAUGAGAACAUUCUUCAGACUAUUCUAGAGGCAAGGAAAAUAGAUGGCCUUGAUGGUUUUGUGAGGAUGGCCGUGGAAGAAGGGAGAGGCAAUGAUAUAGACGCGCUUAGAAUAGUAAGGCUGUUGGUCGAGCAUGGAGCUGGAAGCCAAGGCCUUCGACCAGCUCUUAUUAUUGCUGCAAACAGAGAUCUAUAUCAUGUUGUUCAUUUCUUUGUCGAUGAUUGUGGGACAGAUAUCCGAAGUCCUCUUGAUAAUGGAAAUUCAAUUCUAUGCUCACUCAACACACUUUUUGGAUAUAAUGAGCAAAUUCUAUCUUAUCUGUUUGAGCGAGGCGUGGACCUCAACGGCGUACCCGGAAAUUCGGACACGCCGUUAGAGGUAGCGAUUCUGAAACAAAGCUUGACAAUUGUCAAAUUUUUGCUGGAGCAUAGGGCUGAUGUCAAUCUGUCAGGGUCAUCCGACCGCGGCUCUCCACUCUAUCGAGUACUUCAAACCCCAUGGUAUACUUCAAAAGUAGAGGAACACGAUAAUCCUGACCAUAUAUUGGAACUGUUGAAUUCAAAGUGGAGCAGAGAUUGUCUGAUACAGAUGCUUUUGACAGCUGGUGCGGAAACCAAUGGGUUACCAGAAGAGUUGUUAGAGCAACUGUUAGAGUGUAACAACCGUCAGAAAUAG